AGCAGCACCCAUCGCAGUCGCAUCGCUUCCCGAUCAACUCUCGUCAGCGUUCUGUCUGGGAUACGAGCAUCGAAGCCUCGAUUCGCUCACGCCAUGAACUGUUCCUUCUCUUUUGGAAUGCGUUAGAAGCUUCGUUCAGUGCUGCAUAUCGGGUGGUAUUCGUGCGCCGACGGUUACUGUCAUCAGUGUUGGUUUUUCGAGGCCCGGCAGCAUCGCAGCGAGCAUCAUCGCAUUGCAGGUGCAACCUGUUCUCCUCCGAUCAUGAAGAGCAGGAAGCCGGGUUGAACACCGGUGCUGUAUAACGGUAUCCUUUCUUCCGGGGGCACACUUCCGUUCUUUGUUCCGGAAGGAAGUUGCGGAACGGUUUGAGCUGCCGCUACAGCCGGCGUGAAAUUAUUUUUUGUCUUUCAUUUGUAAAGCUAGCUUCGGCGCAGCGCACCUGUGCUGGGCACGGAGGCUGCCUUUCUUACAGUGCUUGGCCGUCAGCAGAACUCACCUGAAACUGUGAAAGAGAAAAGUACUGUGUUUGUUUCGGUGGAAUAUUCGGGAUUACCCUCACCUGAGGUCGUCGCAUACCGAACAGUGAUUGGUGGAGGUGCAUCCGAGUCUGAUGUAACGUUUUGCAUUUAUUCUUGCUGUUAAGUCGGCAACUGCGCAAAACGCCAGCAGUGCCAGUCACUGUAUGCUUGUAAUGGCACGGGAUGUCAUUAUACUACGGAGGACUACAGCGAAGCACGCGGUAGGAGCAUAGAAGCCUGUGUAAGCACUCUCUGAAACCUGUCACCAGUCGCAACAACUCUUCCAAUAGUUAUUUUCGUCAAGUCACUGCCUGUCAAGGAAUAUCAUUGUCGCAAUAUACGUAACAACCCCGGAUAUACGUGUACCACAAAGCGUACUUUACGUGACUUCAAAGAAUUCACGAGACAGCUACUUCGAGUGUCGGAGACCUUCGUUGCUCUACAGAGAGACCCAAGGGCCUGAAGAGAGCGAGGCUUUCUGUUUUUUGUGUGCGGUGCUUGUUGCGUGUGAAUGUGGUGGUUAAUCUUUGGAUGAAAACGAUGCAAGCUGCAGUGCCCUUGAAGCUCUGGCUGUUGUGCAUCGUGGCGGGGCUCGAAGUGCGGGCUCACAACCAGUCAGCACCGCACGCGGAAGCCCUGGAACAAAACGUCGCUUCUCAAGAUGUGGGUGAGAGUGGGACAGCGUGGUCUUCGUCAGAGUCUACGUCUCUGCUUACGAGGACGGAACGCAGCUACGCAGCUAGCGCUCAGGCAGAGCCUCCAUCGCGGCCAAAGAAUUACUGGGAUGAUCCACACUUCAGGCCCUCGUUCGACAACAGCACAGAGCGGAACGUCACCGCUCAGCUCGGAAAAUCCGCCUUCCUACACUGCAGGAUUAGACAGCUGGGGGACCGCACGGUAUCGUGGGUCCGGCAGCACGACCUGCACAUCCUGACGGUGGGCACAUAUACUUAUACUUCGGACCAGCGUUUCAAGUCGAUCCACCUGGAGGCGUCCGAGGAUUGGACCCUAGAGAUCACAUACGCGCAAAGGAAAGACGCCGGCGUCUACGAGUGCCAAGUGUCCACCGAGCCCAAGAUGAGCCUCAAUGUAUCCCUCUCCGUCGUCGCGGCGACUGCCCGCAUUAUGGAAGGACGCAACCUGUACAUCCAGAGCGGUAAUACCAUCAACCUGACGUGCGUCGUGACCGAAAACACUACACCAUCCGUCUACGUCUUUUGGUACCACGACUCAGGCAUGAUCAACUACGACGGCAUCAAAAAUCGAGUGUUCACGGAGCCUGGUCACACCACCAUCUCACGACUGCAGGUGCUCAACGCCAACACCAACGACUCUGGCAAUUAUUCGUGCGUCCCGACCUACGCCGAGUCCACCAACAUCACCGUGCAUGUACUUAAUGGUGAGAAGCCAGCAGCCAUGCAACAUGGGAGGCAGGGAAACUUCGCGGAGCGUUCGCUGUCGUCUCUGCAGCUCGUUCUGCUCGUCUUCUUCCUUCACGAAGUCUUCUCCUGCUUCGUGGUACGCAGAUAGUCCCGUACCAUUUGCCCCCACGCGUUUCCACUCCCAGUUCACAAGAACACGUCUCACAACUCCCUCCACUGCGCUUCGCAAACAUGAACGUGAUAUCACGAUGCUGAUGCGGGCGAGUGGCACGAAGACGGAGCAUCAUCUACAGCCAUCUCUCGGAGAAGCCAAUAACGACUCAAACCAGACCGGUGUCUACCAUGACAGAUUUUACGAUGGGACACGAGCAUGACCUUUGCAUCACGAUCAGAGUCGCGUCAAGAAAAAUACGGCAGUUCAUUUUCGAUUACUGUUUUUCGUGAUGCAAGUCUCACGAAUUAAUGGAUCAUAAAUACCUCUCAUAAAGCUACGUGAUCGUCAAAAGCCAUCUCUUCACAUGAAGGAACAAAGGAGACAAAACAUUCCGGUCCAUUGAAACAGUACAGCGUCUGCAAGCCAAAGCGGACGCGUCUGCUAAUAAAUGAGAUUGUUAACGUCGUCUGCUAACUUAAACCCCGGUUUGGAACAGUGACGUUGAAUCAAGCCCUGUGUUAGCAAUGGUGCUUGGGACAGCACCAGUAUUUGAUGAACAGACCAAACUGAAGUGCGUGUACGUCAGUGUUUAGUUCCUGUUUCGUCCGCUAGUUGACCUCGCGUCGCAACGACUGAUCUGCGGACAAGCGAGACGUCGAAACCAAAGUAACUUUGAAGUGUUGCUACUGCAUCCAUUUUCUUUGUUCCUUUUGUGUUCGACGUUUGGGGAUCAAAAACCGGAGUUUGCAUUUAUUUUGUAUUAUCCACUCCAUCCCCCUCCCCCCUCCUUCGUUCGGUGAACCUGGUACACGACGAAGUGACAUUCCUUCUUCGUUUGUGAACGUGAAUGACGAUUUCGCUAGGAUUGACCGAAAAUUAUUAGAGCACCGUGAAAUCCCUUUGACUAUAGGACAUACUUCGAAGAAGGUUCUCGAAACAAAAAUCCUGAAGUACCCGGCACAAAUUUUGUGUUGCUUUGGCACAGCCCCGCAGGCAUGCCACUCCACACUGUAUUAAAGAGGAUGGUUAGUGAUAAAGGUCAAAGUUGGUGUGUA
Molecule: messenger RNA, 3109 nt
Organism: Ornithodoros turicata
Lineage: Eukaryota; Metazoa; Arthropoda; Arachnida; Ixodida; Argasidae
Product: hemicentin-2-like
Exons: 5
Coding region: 1050-2048 (332 amino acids)
Biological process (GO): synapse organization
Cellular component (GO): neuron projection membrane
Source: RefSeq, a predicted model, not a curated record